AUGGCAAAAAAGUGCUAUUUUAGUCCACUGGUGAUAGCUCUGGAGGAGAAUAUCAAUUUCACUGGCGAAGUGGUUCUUGCAACUGGUUUCGGCGAUAUAACACCUUACGAUGUGGAUUCCGAAAUUCCGAUUCAAAUUGUUCAUACAUCGGUGCGUCAGCAGCAGCAAGCGAAACAACGAAACUGCAGCCAGACAUUAUCAGAGCUAAAUCCUUCCGGAUUAGUAACAAUCGACGACUGCUCGUUGCCAGUGAAGAAAAAACUUAUAAUCUCAGAAAACCAGCAAGCAGAAUGCUCCGGAAGAACGGAUGAACUAAUGGAAGAUGAGAGGCUUUUGCUUGCUGAAGAUGAUAUGCGAAAAAUUUUAAAAAUUAAUGGUGAUAAUGAAGAUGGAGCAGGUCCGGAGAAACAGCCAUCUCAUGGCCCAGCCCUCUUUCGGUACUUGUUCGCAUUUGACGAGUCGACAUUCGAUGAGGAAGAUUUCCUCCUGGAUGCAGCAGCGUUGGCCCCAGAUUCUGAUCCUGACAGUUACCCCAGCGAUUGA
Messenger RNA from Gongylonema pulchrum, 543 nucleotides. The record is from the annotation of a GenBank genome assembly. Lineage: Eukaryota; Metazoa; Nematoda; Chromadorea; Rhabditida; Gongylonematidae.